This is a messenger RNA of Nerophis lumbriciformis (worm pipefish), 1947 nucleotides long. The record is from RefSeq and is a predicted model, not a curated record. Lineage: Eukaryota; Metazoa; Chordata; Actinopteri; Syngnathiformes; Syngnathidae.
AUGUGGUGUUUGAAGCUGCUCUUACCGUUCCUUCUAAUCAUCAAUGAAAUCAGCUGCCAGUGGAACGUUUGGGUUCCGCGGGACAUCUCGGCCAUGAGCAACACUUGCGUAGUCAUCCCGUGCACAUUCAUGUAUCCGUCAGGCAUCAGGCCGUACCGUGGCGUCCACGGUAUCUGGUACUACGGACAGCCCUACCCGCAGCUUUUCCCACCAGUGGUGUUCAAGACGCGUACGGACGUUUUCCACGAGAGCUACAAGGGUCGCACCAAGAUGCUGGGUGACCUGCAGCAGAGGAACUGUACGCUGCUUAUCAACAACGUUGGCCCAGAGCACUCAGGGAGGUACUAUUUCCGCGCUGACCUUGGCGGGGCCAACGUGUAUACCUUCCCAGACUUUGCAGAGCUAAAAGUUCUGGAACAACCCAACAUCGACGUCCCUGAUGAGAUUGUGAGCGACGAAAGCUUGACGCUGACGUGUUACGCUCCCGACAACUGCCCUGAUAUGACUCCUGAGAUCCAGUGGAUGUACACGGACUACCUGCCCGACCCAGAGUUCAGCUCUGACUUCCAGGAGGAGAGCAACACAGGGGUGUUAUCCCACACCCUGGUAUUCACCCCGAGGCCGGUGCACAACGGCCAGCUGCUGGGCUGCAGAGUGUACUACCCCAACACCUCACUAGUCUACGAGAGGCUCAUCUCUCUGGACAUCAAGUAUGCUCCCCGUUCAGUGUGGGUAAACGUCUCCUCGGAAGUGAUGGAGGGCAACUCGGUGACGCUCCACUGCGAGGUGGACAGCAACCCUCCUCCAAGGAUCUCCUGGAAAUUUGGAGAACAGGAGCUGCUAUGGGACACGGCAUCCAACUUGUCGCUCACCAUAGAUGACGUGACGCCGGCGGAGGAGGGGGUCUACACGUGCAUCGGGGACAACGGCUAUGGCACCAUGAAUACGUCACUGUAUUUGGCUGUCAAGUACCCUCCCCGCGAGCCCGUCAUCAACGACUCCCUGACAGUGCUGGAGGGUGCCUCAUUUACGCUCCAUUGCAGCACUCAGGGUAGCCCUCCGCCCACCCUUACCUGGCUGAAGGACGGCGAGCUAGUGGGCACCAUCACCGCUGACGAGCUGUCCGUGCUGGAGAUCGAGGGCAUCACGCCACAGGGCGAUGGCCAGUACCGUUGCCUGGCUGAGAACGAACACGGCCGGGCCAGCAGCUCCCUGAACAUCACAGUGGAGUAUGCUCCUGUCCUCCUGGAAGAAUCCAAAUGUACAGUAGUACGAGAGGGUGUCCAGUGCGUCUGCAUGGGCAUGGGGAACCCUGAACCUACCAUUGAGUUCUACCUGCCCGAUUUGAAUGUCACCGUCAACGAGACGGAGGGCCGCUACAACUUCUACACGCACACCGACGGCCAGACGGCCACGGGCAUGAUCAAACUGCGGGAGAAGGGCGAGCGGGCCGGCAAUGGUGUCCCCGCCGUCAACGUCCGUUGCAAGAUCUCUAACAUGUACGGGAGCGAAAAUGUACCCCUGGAGCUGCAGCAGGAGAAGAAAUACCUGAUGGCCGUUAUCGUUGGCACAAUCGGCGGAGUAGCAGUCAUCGCCUUCAUCAUCGCGGCAGUGAGAUACGUGGGCCACAACAACAAGAAAGAAAAUGGCCUCCCUAGGCAGGACGUGGUCCUGGAGAACCCCGCUUUGUACUACAGCGCAGUCAAGAAGGACAAACAAAAUCUGAGGAAGAAAGUGCUUAAGACAGAGCUGUUGGGCUCAAAGUUUAACUCCAUUCUAGAGGAGAGCACGGGAGAAGACGGGGAUUUCCAACCUGCAAGCUCUUUGGCAGGCAUGGAGAGGCGAGAGCUGAACUACGCCGCCCUGGACUUGGGCGGGCCCAGGGAGGGGGCCCCGGGAAGGGGGGACGACGGCGGCAGUAGCUACGCGGAAAUCAAAGCCAAAUGA